AAUUUUGCACCCUUUUGUUUUUGUUUUUCCCAAUUGAAGCCAGAAACCAGAGGGGGUUUUGUUCUUCUCAACAAGGCGAUUGAUUUUUCCUUCCAUCCUUUUUAAUUAGAGCUGUCAAAAUCCGUAGGCCUUUCAAGCCUCAUCUUCAGCCCUGUUUUUGGUAGGGUUAUUUUUCAACCUAUCCCCAUAACCCUCUUGUCUAUCGGGUUAAGAUUGGGAGCUCCAAUUUUUUUAAUCAAAUCCCUAAUUUCUCUUUCUUCUCUUCGUUUCUUCUUCUUCUUCACAAGUUCUAUAGCUCUUCUGAUAUCUUCUUCUUCUCCUCCUCCUGGUUCUUCUUCUUCGCAGUUUCUUCUUUCUUCUCGUUGUUCUUCUGCUUCUUCACAGAGAUUGGGAUCGGUGAGAGGUUGAAAUUGAACCUGUUCUUUGCAGUGCCUCAUCCAUCUGCAGUUUGGGGUUCUCUUCAUCGUUCUUCGACUUACCUCCGAUAAUAGAUUUUCAAUGGGGAAAAAUGAAUUUCUCACACCUAAAGCAAUUGCCAAUCGAAUCAAAGCAAAAGGACUGCAGAAGCUUAGAUGGUAUUGUCAGAUGUGCCAGAAGCAAUGCCGAGAUGAGAAUGGGUUUAAAUGCCACUGCAUGAGUGAAGGACACCAGCGUCAAAUGCAAAUUUUUGGACAAAACCCACAUCGGAUAGUUGACGGCUAUACUGAAGAGUUUGAAAGUUCUUUUCUGGAGCACAUGAAGCGCAGCCACCGAUUCAGCCGUGUGGCUGCCACUGUAGUUUAUAAUGAAUACAUAAACGAUAGACACCAUGUUCAUAUGAACUCCACUCAGUGGGCUACGCUUACUGAGUUUGUAAAGUACUUGGGUCGAACUGGCAAGUGUAAGGUUGAUGAAACACCCAAGGGAUGGUUCAUUACAUACAUAGAUAGAGAUUCAGAAACCCUUUUCAAGGAGAGGAUGAAGAAUAAGAGAAUCAAGGCAGAUAUGGUAGACGAAGAAAAGCAAGAGAAGGAGAUCAGGAAACAGAUUGAAAAGGCUGAGCAAUUGAUGCAGCUACCUACUCCCGAGUCUGAUCAGCCUUCACAGGUUGAGCCUCCGAGGGAACUAAAUGUGGAUGAUGGAGUUAAGAUAGGAUUUUCUCUUGGGUCAUCAGCUAGGCCUGUGACCAAGGAAAAACGUGAGGCAUCGAGGGUGGUGUUUGAUGAUGAAGAGAAAUAUGAGGAAAGGAAUUCUGUAAACAAUUUGAAGAGGAAAGAAAGUGGUGGUGGAAAAUCAGCUUUGGAUGAAAUGAUGAGGGAUGAAGAGAAGAAAAAGGAAAAAAUUAACAGGAAGGAUUAUUGGUUGCAUGAGGGAAUUGUUGUUAAGGUUAUGAGCAAAGUCUUGGCAGAGAAAGGGUACUACAAGCAAAAGGGCAUUGUGCGAAAGGUGAUUGACAAGUAUGUUGGCGAAAUAGAAAUGCUUGAAAGCAAGCAUGUACUCAGAGUUGAUCAGGCAGAGCUUGAGACUGUGAUUCCACAAGUUGGGUGCCGUGUAAAAAUAGUCAAUGGGGCAUAUCGUGGAUCAAUUGCUCGGCUGUUGGGGGUGGAUACAGAUAAUUUUUGUGCUAAGGUGCAGAUAGAGAAAGGUCCCUAUGAUGGCAGGGUACUUAAAGCUAUGGAAUAUGAGGACAUCUGUAAAAUAGCCCAGUGAGUUUGCUAGUUGGAUUGUUUGUUCUUAUGUAUCUGUCUCUAGUGUAUCAUCUUUAUAACGUGCUACUGUUCUGUUUGGAAUACUGAAUUAGCAAUGGAUACUUGUUCAUCAGUAAUUUCAGUAUCCAAUGAAUACUUGUUUGAAAUGGAUACUGCAAUGGAUACUUGUUCUCAGUAAUUGCAGUAUCCAAAAUAUGCAAUGGAUACUGAAUUAGCAACGUGCUACUGUUCUGUUUGGAAUUCUCAUGGAAUAGAGGCCUUCUUGUUGUAAAUUGUAAUAUGCAUUUUGCUAUGUUGUGGAGCACUUACGAGAAGGUUGUCCGUGACGAAGAACUAGUAGUAUCGAAUUUUUCUUUGUACUGCUGUUUCAAACAUGUUGAUGUUAACUUAGUCAUGGAUAAUUCAAGAUUCUGUUAAAAUUACAAAUAACGAAUUUGCAGAAGGAGGAUAUAAAAUUUAUCU
Messenger RNA from Gastrolobium bilobum, 2150 nucleotides. RefSeq names its product KIN17-like protein. Gene Ontology annotation, biological process: DNA replication; DNA damage response. The coding region runs from base 499 to 1689 and encodes 396 amino acids. Lineage: Eukaryota; Viridiplantae; Streptophyta; Magnoliopsida; Fabales; Fabaceae. The transcript is spliced from 3 exons. Gene Ontology annotation, molecular function: double-stranded DNA binding. Gene Ontology annotation, cellular component: nucleus. The record is from RefSeq and is a predicted model, not a curated record.